AUGAUUACUAUUAUUGAUAUUGGUGCUACUCUUUUCUUUAUCUCUUCUGAUUGUAUUGAAAGACCGGGUCUUGUGUUGUAUGCUAUGAACAGAGAGAUGGUUGUCGAUACUCCAGCAAUGGGAUCGAUAACUACUUCUAUUGUUUAUUUAAAGUGUCCCGUGUUGAUUUUAGACAGAGACUUUGUUGUUGAUUUUGUUUGCUUUCCAUUGAGAGGUUUAUAUGUGAUCUUAGGUAUGAACUGGUUAGAGCAUAACCAUGUUCACAUUGAUUGUUUUGACAAGUCGGUGAGGUUUUCUACUCUUGAAGAGGAAGGUGUUGAGUUGUUGUCUGCUAGACAGUUGCACAAGUUGAUGAAAGAAGAAGUGCAAGUGUUUACUUUGGUUGCAUCGAUAUCUAUUGAGAAUCAAGCGAUAAUAGAUGAGUUGAAGGUGACUUGUGUCUAUGGCACCGUACAUGAUGUCCGCAUUAGAGUUUUCAGAGUUGAAGAAGAAAUUGGAAGAAUUGCUUGA
This is a messenger RNA of Vicia villosa (hairy vetch), 510 nucleotides long. RefSeq lists its product as uncharacterized. The transcript is spliced from 2 exons. Bases 1 to 510 code for a protein of 169 amino acids. The record is from RefSeq and is a predicted model, not a curated record. NCBI's taxonomy places the organism in Eukaryota, Viridiplantae, Streptophyta, Magnoliopsida, Fabales, Fabaceae.